Molecule: messenger RNA, 2056 nt
Organism: Pungitius pungitius (ninespine stickleback)
Lineage: Eukaryota; Metazoa; Chordata; Actinopteri; Perciformes; Gasterosteidae
Gene: hoxb6a
Product: homeobox B6a
Exons: 2
Coding region: 282-1112 (276 amino acids)
Biological process (GO): regulation of transcription by RNA polymerase II; anterior/posterior pattern specification
Cellular component (GO): nucleus
Molecular function (GO): DNA-binding transcription factor activity, RNA polymerase II-specific; RNA polymerase II cis-regulatory region sequence-specific DNA binding
Source: RefSeq, a predicted model, not a curated record
GAUAGCAGCAGCCCGUCGGACGGUCGGCUAUAAAACACAACAAAUCAUAAAGUGCAGGCAGGGGAAGGCAGAGGAAGGAGAACGGGAGGGAAAGCCGUUAGCCGUUAGCCUCUUCUACUCCUCCUCCUCCUCCUCCUCCUUCUUCUUCUUCAUCAUUGCGUUAUCGUUGUUGUUGUGUUUGUUCCGUGUUCUCCUGUCCUCCCCUCUCCUCUUCUUCUCCUCUCCUCUCUCUUCUCCUCCUCCUCCUCCUUCUUCUUCUUCUUCCGUCUUACUUUCUCCCGAUGAGUUCCUAUUUUGUCAACUCCACUUUCCCGGUAACGCUACCGGGAACGGGCACCGGCGCGCAGUCGGCAGAGUCGUUCCUGGGUCAGAUCCCGCUUUACUCGUCGGGAUACGCCGCCGACCACCCACUCCGGCACUACUCGGGGGCUGCAGCCGUAACCGCCGCCGCCACCGCGUACGGCGCGAGCGGCGGCGGCGGCGGCGUUCACCCGGAGAAACCGUACCCGACGCCCUCGUACUACCAGCAGGCGGCGAACGGAGCAUACGGCGGGCACCGGGGGGCUCAAGGGGUCGUCGGAGCCGGCGCUUGCGACUACGCGGCGGCGGCGGCGGCAGCGGCAGCUGCGGCGGCAACAAGCUUUUACCGGGACAAGGAGCACGCGUGCACCCUGGAGGAGCAUCAGCUCGCCAUGAGCCAGGAGGGCAUGCACCGUAAAGUGGAGUGCGCGGGGCUCGGUGGGAAAGGGAUGUUCGGCGAAACGAUGGACGACAAGCUACCGUCGUCAGCCCCUAUUUAUCCGUGGAUGCAGCGGAUGAACUCCUGCAACGGGACCUUCGGCAGCCCCGGGAGGCGCGGGCGGCAGACGUACACGCGCUACCAGACGCUGGAGCUGGAGAAGGAGUUCCACUUCAACCGGUACCUCACGCGGCGGCGACGCAUCGAGAUCGCGCACGCGCUCUGCCUCACGGAGCGGCAGAUCAAGAUCUGGUUCCAGAACCGGCGGAUGAAGUGGAAGAAAGAAAAUAAACUGAUCAACUCCUCCUCAUCGUCGUCAUCCUCUUCCUCAACGGUGAACGGCGCAGAGGAAGAGGAGAAACGGCCGGAGUGAAGGUGGAGAACGCAAAGACUGAGAAGAGAGGAAGAUGGAAGGAAAAGACAUGUUGAUCCCUUCCCCUUUCGUCCAGACGCGUGUCUGAAGUGCAAACUCUGGGAGAAAUAAAAGUAGCCUACAUGAUACUAUAAUUAUUUCUAUUUUAUUUUUUUACCUCAGCAGGCGGAAACGAUGAUUACUUUUUUUUUUUAUAUCUGUGGUCUGAACUUCGGAAUUAAAUCUCAGAGAGGACCGAUACAAAUUAGAAAUGGGAGAAAAUAACGUAAAAACCAGAGCAGUGGGCUCCCGAAGAGUGUUUGAACACACAGUAAACACAUAACUCGGCACCCAAAUGGGGACAAAAUGACUCCGUUUACUGUUCGUCCAAGAGAAAACUUUUGAAUGUGCUCCCAUUUCAUUGUACUCAAAAUGUAAUCCCUCUCCACCAAGCACUUGCUUUUGGAAGAUUUAGGAAUCCACAGAUUAUAAUUUGACGUGUUGAAUCUUACUUGCGGUAAAACGCGCAGACGCGGUAACGUACCGAUGUGGAGGAGAACGAGCUAUUGGAGAAGUGUAUGUCAUGUGUUCAUAUUUAUGUACAGAAACAAGCAAUCAUCUUGCACGGUGAAAAUAAUGUAGUGUUGGGGUCAGGGGUCAGGGGUAAUUUAAUCUUUCCAGGGGUUUUCCAGUGUUGAGGGGGGGGGGGGUGUUAUCCUACUGAUGUUAUUCUCCAGACUACCUAAAAAAAAACUUCAGGAAAGUGUAUAUUUUAUGGAUUUUUACCUUGUUUAUGUUAGUGUUUUGUCAAGUUAUUGCGUAUUCUACCUAUGAGACAUGUUCAAUAAAACGUAAAGUAUGUAUUGGGAGAGAUUCGUCUUAUUGAUUGACUAAAACGGGGACGAAUAGCUCGGCGUCCAAACCGAUCAGUGGAGUGGAGACGGUUUUAUUCGAUGAGUUAGUGC